CUUUAACCAAUCACUUAGCGUGUGAUUUUAGUUUACAUUAAACGACAUGAAAUAGAAUGUUCAAAUGUACAUAGUAUUCUUUUGUCAAUGCAGUAUAUGACCGUGGGAAAUGUAUUGUCUCGAACAUCAAGUAGAAUGUUCAAAUAGAUGUAUCAUAUUCUGUCCCUAAUGCCGAAUUGAACUGUGGGAAUAUGUGAGAAUAAUAUUCCGUUGGCAUUAGUUAACAUAAUUUAGUAAAAGUCAAUCGUAAAAGAUGUUUGUACCCGUAAAAUUCUUAACAUUUAGUUCAGGAGUUAUUUUGCUAAUCCUGUGCUCGCAAUAUACCUCACCCUCUUAAUUAUUAGAAACUAGGAACUGACGUACCUCUUGCAAAUGGUUGCUGACAUUAUAGAUCACAAGGUACAUUUCAUGCGGUCGGAUAUUUCGCUGUACGAGGAUUCAUCUCUUAUAGAUACUGGGACCGUGAAAAUAACUGAAAGUUGCUUUUCAUGGGAAGGCACAUCACUACAAUUUUACAUUCCCUACUUACAAAUCGCGUUGCAUGCAAUUGCAAGGAAUACAGAUAACCAAACAGGAAAUAACGUGUUCCCUCAUCCACAUUUAUUGAUAAUGGUAGAGGGAGAUCGAGUCUGGGACCCAAACAGUGCAAGUGAAUCGAAGCCACAAACUGAUGAAAAUCAUAUGGCAGUUGACGAAACUGAAUCUGGAGAUGAGGAUGCGAGCGAUCAAGACAAUCGUGAUGUAGAUUUUCCUAGUACUACAUCUAUUCUGCGUCUGGUUCCAUCUGAUUGUGCUCACUUGGAGGACAUGUUCAAAGCAUUAGCUGAUUGUCAAGCUUUAAACCCUCAUCCCGAAGACGAUAACUCUGAUUUGGAUAGUUUACCAGAAGAUAAUGAAUAUGAAGAGAAUGAUGAGGAUGCAGAAUUAGAAAACCAUGCUUGUAAUAAUGGGACAAAUUUCGAUCCAGAUCAGUUCGCUGAUGCAUAGAAUUUCAAUAUGCAUCCAGAUGUAUAAAAUAAAUGUAUUUUUUUUCUAAUAAAAGUUGUCAUUGA
Trichobilharzia szidati is the source of this 1052-nucleotide messenger RNA. Lineage: Eukaryota; Metazoa; Platyhelminthes; Trematoda; Strigeidida; Schistosomatidae. The record is from the annotation of a GenBank genome assembly.